This is a messenger RNA of Myxocyprinus asiaticus (Chinese sucker), 7384 nucleotides long. RefSeq names its product TAO kinase 1b (gene taok1b). Gene Ontology annotation, biological process: protein phosphorylation; execution phase of apoptosis. Gene Ontology annotation, molecular function: protein kinase activity; ATP binding. The transcript is spliced from 20 exons. NCBI's taxonomy places the organism in Eukaryota, Metazoa, Chordata, Actinopteri, Cypriniformes, Catostomidae. The record is from RefSeq and is a predicted model, not a curated record. Bases 797 to 3880 code for a protein of 1027 amino acids.
AACAGACAGACACACAGAGAGAGAGAGAGACAAACAGACAGACACACAGAGAGAGAGAGAGACAGAGAGAGAGAGAGAUAGAGAGACAGACAGACAGAGACAGAUAGGCAGAAAGAGAUAGACAGAGCGCGCGCGCGCGCGAGAGAGAGAGAGAGAGAGAGAGAGAGAGAUGAAAAUUACGGUCCGGCCACACAAAUAGACGCGCCACGCAUGAAGAACUUGUACUGCCGGGGCGACAUUGAACUCCGUGGAGCGGAACAGAGGGACUGUCACAUCCCGGGUGGUUAUAGAGAGCGCUCAUGGUGCUGGUUACCCACAUCAUUUCUCCCAUGUUUUCCACGAAGUGAAGGAGGUGAAAACUACCCGCCGCCAUUUUUUUGGGAAGUGACUGACUGGGAGUGGGGAGUUAGCUGUAAACUGGGUAGAUCUGAAGGGCCCCAGCUGAUUUAGUUUAUAUUCCCGGUGAGUCAUCACCUUCAGCGCUGUCAGUGCCGACGGUUUGGAUACUGUAAAUACACCGACUCUUCUUCACUACACGAGCUGCCGAAGCUCCGGGGGAAUAAACACUAGAGAUUGUGUUGACAAAUCUCUCCUGUAUUCUCACGGUUUCCUCCCAGGAUAGCUGGUGUAUUAGCCACAUUAGCACAUUGAGGUUGUCUCUUGGAGUGCCUGUUGGACGGGUCUCUAUGUGUACACUGCCUCCCUCUGGCAGAUGAGUAACCAGCGGGGCCUGACGCGUUGCAGUCGCAAGGCCAGAUAGUCCCCUGCAAGUGCGGUGGGUCCCCUGGCUCGCAGCAUGCCCUCUACCAGCCGGGCAGGGAGCCUGAAGGACCCCAAUAUCGCAGACCUUUUCUUCAAGGAGGACCCCGAGAAGCUCUUCACAGACCUUCGUGAGAUCGGUCAUGGGAGCUUUGGCGCUGUUUAUUUUGCCCGAGAUGUGCGGACUGCAGAGGUGGUGGCCAUCAAAAAGAUGUCCUACAGUGGGAAACAGUCCAAUGAGAAAUGGCAGGAUAUCAUUAAGGAAGUCAGAUUCCUACAGAGAAUACAACAUCCAAACAGCAUAGAAUAUAAAGGAUGCUACCUGCGGGAACACACAGCAUGGCUUGUCAUGGAGUAUUGUUUGGGCUCAGCCUCUGACCUCCUUGAAGUUCACAAAAAGCCCCUUCAGGAAAUUGAGAUUGCAGCAAUUACCCAUGGUGCUUUGCAGGGCCUUGCAUACCUUCAUUCCCAUAACAUGAUUCACAGGGAUAUCAAAGCUGGGAACAUCCUGCUGACCGAGCCUGGACAGGUCAAACUGGCAGACUUCGGUUCUGCCUCCAUCGCCUCUCCGGCCAACUCUUUUGUGGGGACACCAUAUUGGAUGGCCCCUGAAGUGAUUCUAGCCAUGGACGAGGGACAGUAUGAUGGAAAGAUCGACAUCUGGUCUCUUGGGAUCACUUGCAUAGAAUUAGCGGAAAGGAAGCCCCCUCUUUUUAACAUGAAUGCGAUGAGUGCCUUAUACCACAUAGCGCAGAAUGAGAGCCCCACGCUGCAGUCAAGUGAAUGGACAGAUUAUUUUAGAAAUUUUGUUGAUUCUUGCCUUCAGAAAAUCCCCCAAGACAGACCACACUCUGAGGAUCUGUUGCAGCAUGCCUUCGUCCAGCGAGAGAGGCCGGAAUCUGUCCUGAUGGACUUAAUAUUGCGGACAAAAGAUGCUGUCCGAGAGCUGGACAACCUGCAGUACCGCAAGAUGAAAAAGAUCCUCUUUCAGGAGGCCCACAACGGGCCGAACACCGAGACCCAGGAGGGAGAUGAGGAGCCGGAGCACGGUGCUGGGCGCACAGGCACAGUGAGCAGUGUAGGCAGUAACCAGUCCAUUCCCAGCAUGUCCAUCAGUGCCAGCUCUCAGAGCAGCUCAGUGAACAGCCUUCCAGAUGCUGCUGAUGACAAGAGUGACCUCGACCUGGAGAAAGACCACACUGUGAUGUCUAACAGUUCGGUCAUACACCUGAAGCCUGAAGAAGAGGAAGUUUACCAUGAGGAUCCUGAGACACGUCCUCAUCCUACAGAGGCCCUAACAGCACCUGCACAGCCCCCACAACGCAAGCACCAUCGCAACCGCGAGCACUUUGCCACCAUCCGCACAGCGUCUCUGGUGACACGGCAGAUGCAAGAACACGAGCAGGACUCUGAGCUGAGGGAGCAGAUGUCCGGUUACAAGCGCAUGAGACGGCAGCACCAGAAGCACCUUAUGGCCCUAGAGAACAAGCUGAAAGCAGAGAUGGAUGAACACAGGCUGAGACUGGACAAAGAGCUGGAGGCCCAGAGAAACAGCUUUGCCGCCGAGAUGGAAAAACUGGUGAAGAAAAACCAAGCAGCCAUGGAGAAAGAUGCCAAGCUAUUUUCCUCUGAUGAGAAGAAAUUCCAACAGCACAUUCAGGCCCAGCAGAAAAAAGAGCUCAGUAGCUUCCUGGAGUCACAGAAACGAGAAUACAAGCUACGUAAGGAGCAACUGAAAGAGGAGCUCAAUGAGAACCAGUCCACCCCCAAGAAGGAGAAGCAGGAGUGGCUGUCGAAGCAGAAGGAGAACUUUCAGCACUACCAGGCAGAGGAGGAGGCCAACCUGCUCCGCCGCCAACGCCAGUACCUGGAGCUCGAGUGUCGCUGCUUUAAACAGCGAAUCCUCAUUGCAAGACACAAUGUGGAGCAGGACCUUGUACGGGAGGAGCUCAAUAAGCGUCAGACGCAGAAAGAUCUGGAACACGCCAUGCUGCUCCGCCAUCAUGAGUCCAUGCAGGAGCUGGAGGUGAGGCAGCUGGGUACCAUCCAGAAGAUGCGUACAGAGCUGAUCCGCUUGCAGCACCAGACGGAGCUCACCAACCAGCUGGAGUACAACAAACGCAGAGAAAGAGAGCUGCGCAGAAAACAUGUCAUGGAGGUCCGACAACAGCCCAAGAGCCUUAAGUCAAAAGAGCUGCAAAUCAAGAAGCAAUUCCAGGACACAUGUAAGAUUCAGACACGACAAUACAAGGCCCUACGUAACCACCUCCUGGAGACCACGCCCAAGUCUGACCACAAGCUUGUGCUGAAGAGACUGAAGGAGGAGCAGACCAGAAAAUUAGCCAUCCUCGCUGAACAGUACGACCAUUCAAUCAAUGACAUGCUCUCCACACAAGCUCUGCGUUUGGAUGAGGCUCAGGAGGCCGAGUGUCAGGUGCUAAAGAUGCAGCUGCAACAGGAGCUGGAGUUACUGAAUGCCUAUCAGAGCAAGAUCAAGAUGCAGACCGAUGCGCAGCACGACCGUGAGAGGAAAGAGUUGGAGCAGAGGGUCUCACUGCGGAGAGCUCUACUUGAGCAGAAGAUUGAGGAGGAGAUGGUUGCUCUACAGAACGACCGCUCCGAGCGCAUCCGCAGUCUCUUGGAGAAACAGGCUCGGGAGAUCGAAGCGUUUGACUCUGAAAGCAUGCGUCUGGGCUUCAGCAACAUGGUGCUCUCCAGCUUGGCUUCGUCCGACGGCCUCAGUCAUAGCUUUCCGGGGGCCCAGAGCAGCUGGGGCUCCCAGCACAGUGCAAGCUCUCAGGGGUCACACUGGGGAGGUGGCUCAAUCAGCGCAGGGCACCAUGGUGGCAGCCAGCAUGGUUAUCACCACCAUCACCACCACCCAAGCCAGAGCAGCUCUAUCCAGCAGCCCUGGGGUCACGGCCUGUCUUCUGGCGGGCCGCCUCCCUGGGGGCACCAUGGGUCUGGGGGCAGUCAGCGCUCGAGCGGGGGAGGUGGUGGGCUACGAAACAGUCCCCAGGCGGUACGGCGGGCCUCAGGGGGCCGCAGUGAGCAGGGAAUGAGCAGGAGCGCCAGCAUCGCCUCUCAGAUUUCCAAUGGCUCGCACCUGUCUUUCACGUAAGACCGCCCGCUGCUUUCCCACAACACCCAUCUUACAAUUACCCUGAAUGCCAUAGGGGAAGGGAUACAGGGGCACCAUGGUCAAAGGGGGACCUGGAGGAAAAAAACAGUCUGCUUUUCUCUUUUCUACCCAUUCCUUAAUUUCUUGUCCUCUGAAUAAGUUUUAUAGACCUUGUAAGCACAAAAAUGCAUCCAUUGGAGUUCCACUUAUAAGGAUGUCAGCCAGAAAGGAGCGUAAAAGGUUGUGGCCACUUGUUUCUUCAAAUAUCAAACUUCAGUUAGAAUUCAGAUUACUUUUCUAAGUCACUUUGUGGUGAUGAGAAAAAUAGCAAUGAAUUCAGAUAAGAUGCUGUUUUAGUUUGAUAUGAGAAAGUUAGUGAUGGCGAGAUUUAAAAUAUGAAUGCUGUGCAUUACCUCUCACAGGUGAGAGGAAGAACUCUGGGUAUUGUAUGUAAGGGUUUUUAUCAUAGUCUUAUUUGCAGGUACUUUCCGUUGGUUUUUGGUUGUCAGAGAGUUGGUGUGGAGAACAUAUUUCCUUAGAAAUAAAGAUUCAUAAGAAAACAAUUGUAGGUGUGUGUGUGUGUAUAUAUAUAUAUAUAUAUAUAUAUAUAUAUAAAUACAUUACGUAGAUUAUAUAAACUAGAAUGGUUGGAUACCAGAAUGUGAAAGAAUCGAGCUUUACAGUGCACUUGACUUUUAGUUUAGCUUAGUUGUUUUUUUUGUGUGUUUUUUAAAUACAGGUGAUAUUAAUUAAAAUGUGUUAAUAAACAGUAUGCUUUACUUUUUUGUGCCACAACAUAUUUUACCUUUGAAAAUAUACUGUGAAAUUCCAAUACAUCAGCUGCCAGGAUUGUAUAUUUUGAUUGAUUAUCUUUUGAUGGCUGUAAUCGAUAAGAAUGAAUAAGAGACCUACGUAUGUUGCCAUGCAUUGCCAUCCUUCCACAGGUCUAGGUAGCCAAAAACACAAAUCUGGGUAGGGAUAAAGAGUAGAAUGCCAGCCUAAAAUACUGCUGCUCAAUCACAGUGAAUGUAUUAACACAUCUGAUCCUUUUCUAUUGGCUAGAAGCACAUGGACGGUUCUAAGAUCAAAAGAUACGAGCAUUUUAAUGUGGAGAUAUUUUAGAGGGUUUGAAAAGUAGGGUUUUUUCUGUCCUGGACUGCAUACAUGGGUGAAUCUCAUUAUAUAUUAUAUGAAAUGUAUUAAAAAAAAAUGGAUAUUAUUUCAAAUGUAAAGUAUUUAUACAUCAUGGUAGUAUAAUGUUGCUUUAUAACAGUAAUUAGAAUUACCAUUGAGAAUAAUGGAAUAACUCUCAAAAACAAAACUAACGUAAAAUGUCUGGACACAUUACAAUAAUGAGAAUUUGGGGAUUGAGAAUGUGCUUAAUUGUCAUGAAAAAGUCAAAAAGCAAAAAAAAAAAAAAAAAAAAAAAAAAAAACAUUGUGAUCAAAAAAAUGUCUUACAUUUUUCUUUUACUCUAGAGUUUGAGGUGAAAUAUGACCUCGACGUGUUUUUGUGAGAUUCACCCAAAUAGAGUGAAAAAUCAGCAGGAUUUUGUUAUGUACAUAAAUGUAAAAGAAUGUUGGCAUGGUAAAUCUACACUCCUGAAUAACAGUAUGACAAGAGCUGUUCCAGUAUAUUAAUGUUAAUUUUAGUUUUUUAUUUUUUAUUUAGAGAUGCCAAAGUUAACAAUCGCAACUAUGCAAGAGGAGAAUAUCCUGUUCCGUUCACUUUUGUGUUUUUACCUCUUCUCUCUGCAAACAUUGCAAACUUGAGUUUAAUGUCACAGAAAAGCACUUUACCAUCCCUUUCUACUCUUCCACUUUAUUGAUAGGUCUCCUGAACCUCUGGUGCCCCCCUCCUCCCCUUUCUCAGGCUGGGUUUCACAAGAGUGUGUUGUGUGGAUUUUAAGGGUGGGGAGGUCUGGGUUGGGUAGGCUUGAGAUGGCUGAAUGUUUUUUUGCUGGGCGGGUGGGUGCCGCUGCUGUCGUCCCUGCAAUGCCUUUGUCUCUUCCAAGCCCACCCCAGAGCUCCGGUGACUGCCGCCAACCUCACCCUCCAACUGAACACUUACCACAGCAUGUAGAAAAAGUGAGAAAUCUACAAGGAAAAAUGUCAGAAAGCGUAUACUAAAACAUUUUUAUGGUGAAAGGGUAUACAGUCAGGAGAAAGCUUUAAGUGGGAUGUAUAGGAAUAAGUUUGUGUAUAUUGUAUAUUUAGAAAUUUAAAUAAAUGAAUAAAUGGAAAUCAAGACAGUCAAACCCAAGUUAAAUCUAGACUAAAAUGUAAUUGCUUGAAUGUGAAGAAAUAAACAACUUGGUUUCUAAUAUUGAUUAUUUAAAAAGAAAAAAAUAUAUAUAAAAAUAGACACAAAGCAUAUUCUCAGAGGUGUCAAACAAAGCCAAAAACAUUACCACCACCCCCCCCCCCCCCCCAAUUACAUCACUCUUUAUCUGGACCUUUCCAUCAUUUUCUCUUUGCUUAUUGUGCUUCUUGCUUUCAAAGGAGUGAAUUACCAUAUUCACCAGUGCCAGUACUCAUGUUCAGUUAUCUGUGAACCAACAGAGUGAACUUUAAUUUUCACUUUAAUGUCAUUUUUAGUGUCAUUCAAAACUAGAAAAAGUUUUCAUAACUGCCAUCACACCUAUCACAAAAUGACUUCCAGGACAUUGGUGCAGUAGCCUUUCAGUUUUAAAUUCGACUUGUUUGAGAGAAUGAAUCAUGCUCUUGGUCAUAUUGAGCACAAUUGUCAUCCCUGAGCAUCUUGCUUGGCACACUGCUGGUAUAUGCAUGGGAUUACAGAUUACAUGAAAUGCCAUUAAGCUAUCAGUCUAUAACUAUAAGCAACUGAGCCAAUCCUAGGCCAAAUGUAACAAAUUAACAAGGCCAUGACUAGUAAAAUGAAAUCUGAAACAACAUGCCAUUAAAUCACUGGACCAGAGGAGUAGCCAUAAACUCAAAAUGACAUAACAGCAGCUUUAUUUCUGAAAGUGACAUUCAGGUCACAGUCAUUCUCCUGUAGUCUAUAUGCCUGAAUGAUAAAGCAGGAUCAAGCAGUAUGCGCCAAAAGAGAGAGAUGUGCCCUUUUAUUAAAGAGAGUAGAUUUCUUUCAAAGCCCUUCUCAUCCUGUUUUAAAGACCCUUUUCAAAAGCAUGAAAAUAAUGGGAUGAGUAAUAACGGGAGUACAUCUCUUUACAGUGCGCUUACCAGUAUUUCAACUGUUUUGUUUGAUGGCCAUUGUCUCCUUUUUCCUGUUUCAACAUUACCAUAACAAUCCAUAUAGAACCUGUAUUAAAAUGUAUAGAUUGUGAAAAAAAAAAAAAAUGAAUGUUACAAAAACUGUUAUGGCUGUUCAUAACAAAAAAAAAACUUAACAAGUGAAUUAAAAUGUACAAAAACAUCUAAAAACUUGAGGGGACAAAUGUAACGUUUUGUUUGUAAUUACUCCUUUUGUUGGCAGAGGGCUACUGGACAAAGAAAUCAACUGUAAUAAAGUAAUUUUAGUACA